This is a messenger RNA of Fusarium redolens, 342 nucleotides long. RefSeq lists its product as uncharacterized. NCBI's taxonomy places the organism in Eukaryota, Fungi, Ascomycota, Sordariomycetes, Hypocreales, Nectriaceae. The transcript has a single exon. Bases 1 to 342 code for a protein of 113 amino acids. The record is from RefSeq and is a predicted model, not a curated record.
AUGGGAAAAUAUGUUGCCGCCAUUCUACGCAACCCCGCCGCCCAUUAUGGCAAACAGAUCCUCGCCGCGUCAGACUACUACACGACUAAGCGCAUCCUGAGUGAAUUUGAGGAGGUAACGGGGCGCAGAGCAAACUUUGUUCAGGUCGAUGCGGAGACCUACAAGAGCUUCCUGCCUCCAUCUAUGGCGCAGGAGAUGCUCGAAAACCAUCUUUUCAUUGAAGAGCCCGGGUACUAUAGGGGCCAGUCGCUGGAGGCAAGCGAAAAGCUGCUAGCUGGGGUAGGGCUAAGGUCGACGUUAUGGAAGGACUUUAUUAAGAAGAAUAAGAACGCUCUCCCUUAG